Molecule: messenger RNA, 3324 nt
Organism: Pediculus humanus corporis (human body louse)
Lineage: Eukaryota; Metazoa; Arthropoda; Insecta; Psocodea; Pediculidae
Product: phospholipase D, putative
Exons: 15
Coding region: 1-3324 (1107 amino acids)
Biological process (GO): cell motility; phosphatidic acid biosynthetic process; intracellular signal transduction
Molecular function (GO): phosphatidylinositol binding; D-type glycerophospholipase activity
Source: RefSeq, a predicted model, not a curated record
AUGCAAGACGUAGACGAGUACGAUGAGUUACCGGAUGAUGUUGAAAGAGGAACAAUCGGAUCCAUUUUAUUCGAUGAAAAAGAAGAUGGCGAAGGAAAAGAAGUUCCAUUUUUAUCGGUACAUAACGAACCCGUUGGAUUUAAAAGUAGGAAAAGGAGUAUAUUUAUUCCAAAUACACCGAUCACGGCCAAAAUAAUUAAAUAUGAAAGAAGCGUAACGACUCAUUUAUUACAUCCUUACUUAUACACAAUUGAAUUGCAACAUGGAAAUUUCACGUGGGUCAUUCAAAAACGUUACAAAAGCAUUCAAUUCCUUCAUCAGCAACUCAAAUUAUUUCGAGCAACAUUAAUGAUACCAUUUCCAACAGAAAAACAUAGAAACGAUAGAGAAAAUUUUAAAGAAUUAAAAAAAAGUGGGGAAAAUGAGGAGGGAAAAUCUAAAACUGCUUUGCCUAGGUUUCCCAACAAACCGGAAGUUUUAAUAGGAUACGAUCAAAUAGAUAAAAGAGUAGAACAAUUGGAAGAUUAUUUAAACAAAUUAUUAAAUAUAAAACUUUAUAGAGAUCAUCCGGAAACGAUUGAAUUUCUUUUGGUCAGCCAUUAUUCUUUCAUUAAAGAUUUAGGGGAUAAAGGGAGAGAGGAAUUUAUUGAAAAACAAACGGGGAGCAUGCAAAGAAGUUGCGAUUGUUUCGGUUUACUCGAAGCUUUAAACUGUUGCGGACCGUGUUCCGAUUUUUGCACGUAUAAUUGUAAUCGGUGGAAAAAACGAUGGUUAUUCGUCAAAGACACGUUCCUCGGUUACGUGAGAGCCAGAGAUGGUCUUUUACGCGGUAUCGUACUUUUCGAUCAGGAAUUUGAAGUAGCCAGCGCAUUUUCCAACGUGAGAAGACGUGAUAAGCUUCAAAUAUUGAAUUUGCAAAGAAGGUUGUUGGUCAAAUGCGACGGAAGUAAAAAAAGACAAGAUUUGUCCAAUUACAUAAAAGAAACGGCAAAAAAACAAGGUUACGGGUUUACUCACGACAACAAAUAUUCAUCUUUUGCACCGAAAAGAUCCGACUGCACAGCUUCGUGGUAUGUCGACGGGUCAUCUUACAUGUCGGCCGUUGCAGACGCCAUUAAUAGUGCAAAAGAAGAAAUUUUCAUUACGGAUUGGUGGCUGAGCCCUGAAAUAUAUUUAAAACGUCCAGUAUUAAGAGGUAAUCAUGAAUGGAGGUUGGAUUGUCUCCUACAAAAGAAGGCUAAUGAAGGAAUCAAAAUAUUUGUCCUUUUGUACAAAGAAGUUAAACAAGCUCUAGGUCUUGAUUCGAAUUAUAGUAGAAACACUUUGAGAAAACUUCAUUCGGAAAACAUUAAGGUAUUAAGACAUCCCGAUCAUGCAAAAUCUGGAGUAUUCCUUUGGGCUCAUCACGAGAAAAUUGUUUGCAUCGAUCAAACAAUCGCCUUUUUGGGAGGAAUGGAUUUAUGCUACGGUAGAUGGGACACGUUCGAACACAGGCUUUCCGAUUUCGGUGGAAUUCAUUGUUCGACGUGUUCUUUUCCAGGAUGUUAUUUCCCUCCCGAACAACCCAAAUGGACGGAGGAAAUAGAUGUUUUCGAAAACCUGAUGAGUAAGGAAACGACUGUGGAAAGUUUUGAUGUUAAUCCGGCAAAUCUUUCGAAGGAAUUCAUCGAUAGAGAAACUAGUCAUACUCAGAUACAAACCAGGGAAACGGAAUCGAAACAGAAGAAAGAGUCACUUAUUAACGGUAAUAUAAAUUUUAUAAAUAACGAAAUGGAAACUCCACGGGAACCGGAAGAGGUUAAGUGCGACACACCGGAAUUGGAAAGGAAGACGUUUAUGCAAAGGAUGAGCGAAUGCGUUUCGGGAAAUUGUUUCAGUGCUUUUUCAAAUGAGGUACCGGCGGAAGAAACGGCGGAAAUGAUAAUGGACGAAGUGGAUAGUAAAGAAGUUAACCAUAAGGAAUUCGAACGUAAUGAUUCCCGUGACGAAUUAAAUGCUCCUCCCGUCGUCUACUGGAUCGGAAAGGAUUACACAAAUUUUCUUUUGAAAGAUUUCUGCGAUUUAGAUUCUCCCUUUCAAGAUUUAUUCGAUCGAACAAAAACUCCAAGAAUGCCUUGGCACGACAUCGGAGUCAUGGUUCACGGUCAUGCCGCACGCGACGUUGCCAGACAUUUCAUACAACGUUGGAACGCCGUGAAAAUAGAAAAAGUUAAAAAGUUGCACUUUUAUCCUUACUUAAUGCCUAAAUCUUACGAUCAUUUCGAUCCACCGCCAAAAGAAUUAACGGAUCCCCAGUACAAAGUCAAAUGUCAGGUUUUAAGAUCGGUGAGCGCUUGGUCUGCCGGAUUUUUAAAUCCCGAAGCCUACGAAGAAUCCAUUCACAGAGCCUACCUCGAAUGUAUUAUCAAAUCUCAGUAUUACAUAUACAUAGAAAAUCAAUUUUUCAUUUCUCUCGCGAGGCAAAACGAUUUACUUAAAAAUCGAAUUUGCGAAGAAUUGUGCACUAGAAUAGUCAAAGCUCACGCGGAGAAAAAAAAAUUUCGCGUUUAUGUUAUCAUUCCAUUAUUGCCGGGAUUCGAGGGAGAAAUAGGACGUCGGAGCGGUACGUCACUUCACGCGAUAACUCAUUGGAAUUAUUCGUCGAUAUGUCGGGGCUCGUAUUCGCUGUUGGAAAAGCUAAAGGAAAUGGGAGUGGAAAAUCCAUCGGAUUACAUAACAUUUCACGGUUUGAGAAAAUAUUCGGAAUUUCACGAAACGUACGUCACGGAAUUAAUAUACGUUCAUUCGAAACUCAUGAUUGUCGAUGACAAAAUAGUUAUUUGCGGUUCGGCAAACAUAAACGAUAGGAGUUUGUUGGGGAGUAGAGAUUCCGAAAUUGCCGUCAUAUUAAAGGAUGAAGAAUUCGUCGAAGGAUACAUGAAUGAUGAAAAGGUUCCAGUCGGAAGGUAUGCGUCUUCCCUCAGGAAGUAUUUAUUUGCCGAGCAUUUGGGACUUUUGAGUCAGUGUCACAGGCACGAUUCAGGAGAUAGAAUAGGUUAUCGAGAUCUCGUAGAUCCCAUAUCGGAUGAUUUUUAUACAAAAUGGGUGUCACAAUCAAAUAACAACACAACGUAUUUCGAAGAGGUAUCGACGUUUAGAGAAUUCAAAGCGUAUUGCAAAGAAGAGAAAUUAAUAGAUACGGAUUUCGAAUCGGCAAAAGAAUUAAUCGAAAAGAUCAAAGGUCAUUUGGUUGAUUUACCGUUGGAAUUUUUAAAAAGUGAAGAUUUAUCUCCUAAACUCACGGAUGGCAUGACUGGAUUGAUGCCUAUGACAUUAUGGACGUAA